Molecule: messenger RNA, 2094 nt
Organism: Effrenium voratum
Lineage: Eukaryota; Dinophyceae; Suessiales; Symbiodiniaceae
Source: the annotation of a GenBank genome assembly
AUGGUGAUUUGGUUCGACAAGAAGUCGCAGGCGCCAUCGGAUCGGUACCAAGACAUUGGAACCAUGACCACUUCCACAGUGUCUCUCUGGCUUGAAACGUUGGGGUCGCACUUCGAGCAGUACGUGCCAAGGUUCGAGGCCGCAGGGGUUAACGGCGUGUUGCUGCCAAAUCUGACUGUCGACGACCUCAUGGCCAUGGGCGUGGAGGAAGAAAUCCAUCGCAAGAAGAUUCUGGUGCAGCGCGAUGUUCUCAUAGAGCAGGGCUUUAACAAAGCAUUGCACCAGCAGAUGCAUUCGGACCGCCUGGCCAGAGGUGAUGGUCUCAGCAGUGCAAAGCAACAUCCUGAGCCCCAGAGAUUUGCAGACCGAGCUCUGGCAGCAAUGAGGAAGGCCGGAAUGCUACUAGGGUUUUCAGAGACUGCUUUCGUGAAAGACCUGGACGACCUUCUUUGCGAACUUCAGGAGGAAGGUUUGAACAUGGAAGCUUUGGAAGUGGUCAACCACUUUGUUUGCAGCCAGACGACUCAUGUGGAUCAAGCUGUCAGGUGUGUGAGGGAAGAGGCGCAAGCAGACCUUCGGCAGAUCGUGCAAGUGAGAAGCAAGCAUUGUCAAAGAUUGAUUGCCACGCACGAACAUACUAAGCAGUUGGCAGUUAUGCAAGAUGCCUACUUCCAGUUAACGAAGAAGGACAUGCCUGACUCGGAGAAGGAGCAGCAACGAGCGCAAUUCCGGCAAAGCCUGCAGGCUUGGGUAGCAAAGAUGCGGGAGCUGGCAGAAAAUGCCACGGGCUGCCAUGCGGGUUUGCUGGACCGCGCGACCGCGCGUUUGCAAUCGCGGCUGCCGGGAGGUGCAGCCGUGGAGGCCAACAUCCAGGAAUUCGCCAAGUUGACAGAGGAGAAGGAGAAGGCAGCAGAGAAGUGCACUCGGAUUUACAACCUGGCAGACCGUGAUGUGCAGCUAGCCCUGGAAGCCCGGAAGGAAGGCAACCUGCUACAGAGGCGCUUUUGGCGAAGAGAUUGGGAACCAGAGUUGAAAGUCUACGAAGGGCAGGUGCAGCGGGAUGAGGAGCAACGCGAGGCCAAAUGCCAAGAGCUGGAUGGAGAGUUGGACCUGAUAGAGAAUGAGUUGAAGGAUAUCAUCGACCGGAAGGCGAAGGUGCAGGCGUCGAUGGCAGAGCUUAAUGUGAAGGCGUCCCCUCAGUUUUGGAAGAAUGUUCUUGAAGGUGAGGGGCUGCUGUCGGCAGAAGCUGAAGUGAGGGAUAAGGACGAGGCGCUAAAGGUGGUCCAAGCGCAGCUCUUGCAAGCAGUGCAAGAGACGGGAAUUGCGAAUCCCGAGCGAGCUGCUCAGAUUCUUCAACAGCAUGAACGGUCUCAAAUCCUGCUCACGGAGGCCGCCACCAAAUCUGCCGGGGUGGUCAAGCGUAUCGAGGGAUGGGCGGACUUUCUUGAGAAGCUGCGGUUGGAGACUCAGGAGGUCUCCAUGACACACCUCAACGGGCGCCACGGCGCCGCCCUGAGCCCUGAGCCGGGCCAAGCCACGGGCAGAUUGAGGAUUGGUGGGCCAUGCCAUGUGCAUAUUAUGGCAUGCCAUGUAGAGGUCAUUCUGGAUGAGAGCGCCGACGAGGAUGAAGGCGAUGUGCAAGAGGCGCCCGACGGCAAGGCGCCCGAGUUCUGCGCCAUGGGGUUUCACAAGCCCUUGGCGCUCCGGAACUUGGGCGCCUUGCCGUUGACGGGUGAGGGAGCUGCUCGGCACCAGACAGGAGUGAUGGCCGCAUGCCGAUGGCCUGAUGGCCGCAUGGGCGGGCGCGGCGACGCUGAGCUGGUGCAGCUUCAGGCACAGGUCGAUGGGCGUGUGCAGCCGAGUGCGCCAGCCCAGGAGAGCAAGAUUCCUCCACAGCUGGAGACACUUCCGACGCCGGCUGCGGAGGAGAAGCGGUUCGGGCUGCUGGAGGUGAACGAUGAGGAGUCGAGGCAAGCAGCCUUGAAGUGCCACAUGGGCACGGGGACCUUCUUCCGAGAGGAAGGUUUCGUCAAAGAGCGGUUGUGGAACUUUGAACUGCACCGCUGCAGGAGCCUUUCUGCUGGUGUCCGAUGA